Argiope bruennichi is the source of this 7730-nucleotide messenger RNA. RefSeq names its product inositol hexakisphosphate and diphosphoinositol-pentakisphosphate kinase-like. The record is from RefSeq and is a predicted model, not a curated record. Gene Ontology annotation, cellular component: cytosol. The coding region runs from base 413 to 4267 and encodes 1284 amino acids. Gene Ontology annotation, molecular function: diphosphoinositol pentakisphosphate kinase activity; 5-diphosphoinositol pentakisphosphate 1-kinase activity; inositol hexakisphosphate kinase activity. Lineage: Eukaryota; Metazoa; Arthropoda; Arachnida; Araneae; Araneidae. Gene Ontology annotation, biological process: inositol metabolic process; inositol phosphate biosynthetic process. The transcript is spliced from 33 exons.
AGUAGUCUGCAGUUAUGUCGUGUUACGCUAUUCUCUUAAAUUUGUUCUGAGUUGUAUUACCUUUCUCUAUGUAGUUAGUUUCAACUAAGUUACAAUUCUGACUUAUAAUUAAUUUCUUUUAAGUUGUGUAACUUCAUUCUUCGAUUUCAAUUAAUCCUUGUACUUUGUGAAAUUUCCAGAAAUCAUGGAUCUUGUUUCAUUCUCUCCGAAAUACACAUAAUGUUUCUUUGUAAAAUUUUAAGUAUUGCUAAUUUUUAGUUAUUUAUUAAAUAACUUUCUAAGGUUCCUUGCUGUCAAGUGUUUGAUGGAAAACAACCAAAAAUCCAUGCAUGGAAAUAAUUUUACUUACACUUCUAAAUGCUGCAAAAAUUUUGACUAUAGUGUAUCCAACUGAGGUGUACAAAGUUCCUCAAUGUCUUACACGGAAUUGGAGCAAGGUUAUCAAGGGUUGAAACAAUCGCGUCCGUAUUUUUACAUUGGAGAGGAUGAGUACCCAUCAUCACACAAAACCCUCAAGGACUCGGAUCGAGACGAUGAGGAUCUGUCUGAAGGCAAACAGGUUCUCGUGGGAAUUUGUGCCAUGGAGAAAAAAUCCCAGUCGAAACCUAUGAAGGAGAUUCUGACACGAUUGGAAGAAUUUGAAUACUUGAAAACUGUUGUAAUUCCCGAAGACGUUAUAUUAAAUGAACCUGUUGAAAAAUGGCCAAUUUGUGACUGUCUCAUUUCAUUUCAUUCAAAAGGAUUUCCCUUGGCAAAAGCCAUCCAAUAUGCCAACUUGAGGAAGCCAUUUAUUAUUAAUGAUUUGUUUAUGCAGUAUGACAUCCAAGAUAGACGAAAAGUGUAUAGUAUUUUAGAAAAUGAAGGCAUUGAACUUCCAAGGUAUGCUGUAUUAGAUAGAGAAUCUGAACACCCUUCAGGUAGCCAUCUACUUUUCACAGAGCUUGUAGAAAGUGAGGACCAUGUGGAGGUGGACGGCGUGGUCUUCAACAAGCCGUUUGUGGAGAAGCCCAUCUCUGCUGAAGAUCAUAACAUCUAUAUCUACUAUCCCACAUCAGCAGGAGGUGGAAGCCAAAGGCUUUUCAGAAAGAUUGGAAGCCGCAGUAGUGUUUAUUCUCCUGAAAGUCGUGUCAGAAAAUCCGGUUCUUUCAUUUAUGAAGAGUUUAUGCCCACAGAUGGAACAGACGUGAAGGUAUAUACUGUGGGUCCAGACUACGCCCAUGCAGAGGCUCGAAAGUCUCCAGCUUUGGAUGGAAAAGUGGAGAGAGAUAAAGAGGGGAAGGAAGUUCGAUAUCCCGUUAUUCUCAGUAAUGCUGAAAAACUAAUUGCUAGAAAAGUCUGCCUGGCAUUUAAGCAAACCGUAUGUGGUUUUGACCUUUUGAGAGCUAAUGGAAAAUCAUAUGUAUGUGAUGUGAAUGGAUUUAGUUUUGUAAAGAACUCAAUGAAGUAUUAUGACGAUUGUUCCAAAAUACUAGGGAACAUGAUCCUUAGGGAACUGACACCUCAGCUGCACAUUCCUUGGUCAAUGCCAUUUCAAUUAGAUGAUCCUCCCAUUGUGCCAACUACCUUUGGGAAGAUGAUGGAAUUGCGCUGUGUGAUUGCAGUUAUACGGCAUGGGGACAGGACACCUAAACAGAAGAUGAAGAUGGAGGUGAAACAUUUUAAGUUUUUUGAGAUUUUCCAGAAGUAUAGUGGCUAUAAAGAUGGACAUGUUAAAUUAAAGAAACCAAAACAACUUCAGGAAAUCUUGGACAUCACAAGAUCUCUUCUCAGUGAAAUUGAAUUGAAACCAGAUCUUGAGAUAGAAGAAAACAAAGCUAAAUUGGAACAGCUUAAAGCUGUACUUGAAAUGUACGGACAUUUUUCUGGAAUCAACAGAAAGGUACAAUUGAAAUAUCAGCCUCAAGGAAGACCGAGAAGAUCCAGCAGUGAUGAAGACACUCCUCGUGAACCCUCCCUUGUGCUCAUCUUGAAGUGGGGAGGCGAGUUGACACCUGCAGGACGAGUUCAAGCUGAAGAACUGGGUCGGGUCUUCCGAUGUAUGUACCCUGGUGGGCAAGGUGAGUACGCUGGUACCCAAGGCCUUGGCCUGUUGCGUCUCCACAGUACAUAUCGUCAUGACCUCAAGAUUUAUGCCUCAGAUGAAGGGAGAGUUCAAAUGACGGCUGCUGCCUUUGCAAAAGGCCUUUUAGCAUUAGAAGGAGAGCUGACACCCAUCUUGGUACAAAUGGUGAAGAGUGCAAACACCAAUGGUCUUCUGGAUAAUGACUGUGAUUCUAGCAAUUAUCAGAAUAUGGUGAAACAACGACUUCAUGAAACUUUGCAGAUUGACCGAGAGUUUACUGAAGAAGAUUUUGAAAAACUAAACCCUACAAAAGCACGAUCAAUCCACAAUGCAUUGCAGUUCAUAAAGAACCCUGUCAGAGCGUGUGAGCAUGUCCAUGAACUCCUCCAGGAGAUAAAUCAGCUCAUCAAAAGAAAGAAGGAAGAUCCGAGACUCCAAGAAGCCCCUUUGUAUCACGGUGAGACUUGGGAUCUGAUGCAGCGUCGUUGGUCCAAACUUGAGAAAGAUUUCCAGAUGAAGAAUGGAAGAUUUGACAUUAGCAAGGUGCCUGACAUUUAUGACUGCAUCAAGUAUGACCUUCAGCACAAUCACCAUAGCCUUCAGUUUCCUCGUGCACAAGAGCUUUAUGUUUAUGCAAAAGCGCUAGCUGACAUAGUGAUACCACAGGAAUAUGGCAUCAACCAACAAGAAAAACUGACCAUUGGUCUGGGUAUCUGCACUCCCUUGCUCAAGAAGAUCCGGGCAGACCUCCACAGGAACAUUGAUCCUGAAGGAGAUGAAACAGAGAAUGUCAAUAGACUCAACCCUAUAUACUCUCAUGGCGUAUCUUCUCCUGAAAGGCACGUGAGAACCCGUCUUUAUUUCACAAGUGAAAGUCAUAUCCACUCCCUGCUCACUGUAUUGCGCUAUGGAGGGCUUCUCGAUUGGCCUGAGCCAAGUCUUUUGUGUAGCUGCUUACCCGAAGAUAUUCAAGAUGAACAAUGGCGAAGGGCAAUGGAAUAUGUUUCUGCAGUUUCAGAGCUUAACUACAUGACUCAGGUGGUCAUCAUGCUUUAUGAGGAUCCCACAAAGGAUAUCUGUUCUGAAGAGCGUUUCCAUGUGGAGUUGCAUUUCAGUCCAGGUGUUGUGUGCUGUGUUCAGAAAAAUCUACCUCCUGGACCAGGUUUUAGACCUCAAUCUCGAAAUGGACCAAAAGAGCGUUUAAGCUGUCCUUCUUUGACUUUGACUGGUGACCGUCACAGCAGCUACGAUUGCGAAAAACAGACUCCUCGCAUCGACGAAGAGGAAGAUGACCUGACAUUGGAAGAAGAAAUCAACUGCCCCAGUGAUCCUGAUUCGCCAACCAUCUUUGAAGAAAACGACAUGAAAGAAGAAAAGAAGUUUAUUUUGGCGCGCACUAAGGCUUCUGAACCUAUUCCUAUCCAAAGGGUGACCUCCAAAGUUUCUACCAGUCUGCCCCACAAGCCAUGCGUCCUGAUCAAGAGCAGCAGCGACAGCUCGAGGCCUCGGAGCUUGGACAGCGAGAGCAAUAAAGCCUCCAAGACGGAGAAGAGUAGCCCUCACACCCAGAGCUUGGAAGACGUGUCCGUCAACUGUAAAACUUCUCACGAACGACGAGAAAGUUUCCAGCACAGGCACUCUAUACCAGGCCAGCUGAGCUCUUACCUGCGCAUGUGCAGUGCAGCGGAUCUGCCCAAGGUAUACGGAUCCACCAACAGCUUGUUCAGCACUGCUGUCAUCAGCGGAUCCUCCAGUGCUCCAGAAUUAAAAAACGUCGUUGCGCCGUCUUCUGCAGAUGGCUUCUGCCAGGUACCUACCAUCCGUCCGUUGGAGACGCUGCACAACGCUCUUUCCCUCAAGCAGCUGGACUCGUUUCUGGAGCGAAUGACCUCCUCCUCCUUCCGGAUGUCUCUGCAGUCUCUCUGCAAGCUUCCCUCGUCUUCGUCCUCCACCUCCUCCUGUUCACAGCCGACCAACAUCCUGCCUAUCGUCUCCCCUUCCAACAGCGCUCUGUGGAGCGGUCCGCCAUCCUUUGUCUCGAGCAGCGGACCUUCCUCGCCCAACUCCUCCACGCUGGACAUCUGGGCCCGCUGGAGAGCUAUGACAGAAGUGGACUCCGCGCUGCUCGACUACUCGGGGUCUCGCAGCAGCCUCAGUAAUCCCCCUUCGCCGCACGAUCCUCAUUACCACAACAACAGCCUUUGACACAUCCUCCGAUACGGCGGGUCAGGGGUGACAGCCACUGCUGCUCCCCCUCUCGCUGAGAUUCCAAAGCUGACACUAUUUCACUGCAUUUAUUUUCUGCAUGUCACACUUUUAUGUUGUACUCUCUUAUUACCUAACUCAUUCAAUAGAACUUGGCUAAUUCGAAUGUUUUAAAUUCAAAUAACCAAAUACAUUUUUAAAAAAUCAAAAUACAGUCCAAUAUUUUAAAUUCAAAUCCGUCAAUAGUUUCGGAGUUGUUAAUUUUAGAAGGGGAGAUUUAUUAAAUUUUGUUUUUAGCGCAAUGUUAAAAUAUUGUUUGUGAUUUAAAUGUCUUUUAAUUUUAUUGAAGUUAGGUAAAAAAAAAAUUAUUUGUAUUUCUGAAUUAUCUGAAUUAUUUCUAGUGGGUUUCCUCAAUAAUCAUAAAUAAAAAAUUUUUUACUUCAAGUUUUUUUUUUUUUACUACAACAAAAUUUUUGCUACCCUCUAUUUACUACAAGAUAUGAUUAUUUUCUCUUUUAUGCUCAUUAUUGGAUUCAUUUUUACAAAUUUUUAGACUGUUUUGUUUCCACCGUCUUUGAAAUGGCCGAAUCCCUUUGCUGACUUCACAUGUUACCUUCAGCACACACAGGGGCUUUCUUAAUGUUUUGCCCUGCAACUCUUUUUUAGGGAAGAAAUCUCAUUUUGCUCCAAAAUGGUUGGUUAAGAUCCUGAAAAAAGUAUAAAAAUCAGUGAUAAAGAAACUGAAUAUAAAAUGAUUAUGAAGGGAUGUUCGAUAAAAGUGUUGUAGCUUUGCGUACCAGAUGAAUGAAUGGAUUAAAUUAAAAAAUUUGUAAAUUUUCCAAUUCUAAAUGUUUAUUGCCUCUUGAAUGAACGAAGAGUGCUAUUGAUCAAAUAGGGUGAAGAAUUUUUCAGGCACCAGUUUAAAAAAAAAAGGAUGCUUUUAUACUCUUAUGUUAAUGUUGAAGAUGUUUUUGUCAAAAAAGUUUGAGUUUACAGCAAGAAUCGCAAAAACAUGAAAUACCGAUAUAAAUACUGUCAGUAAAUUGAAUUUUAUAUCUCAUUCUCAGUAUGUUUUAUUCAUGAAUUUUUUUCCUUUAACAUUCUUUAUGUUCUUAUUUUCUGGACAUUUCCAAUUCUUUGAAUUUCAGAUUUCUGAUAAAAGAAAUAAUUAUUUCCAACAUCUUACGACGCUAGAAAAGCUUAUUUUCAAAAAGAUUUUCAUUUUCUACUUGAAUCUAUAAUAAUUUUAAGAAUUUUUUAUUAUAUGAUGGAAUUUUGUAAUCAAUAUUUUUUUUUAAAUGCCGUCUUAAACAGUGCCUGUCGUUGUAUCAAAACUAAAUAAUUUGCUGGCAAUCGAGUGGGGAAGAUAUUCAGAGGGACUGUACAGAACUAUUAGGAGUAAAUGAAAAAUUGAUUACAAAAUUCCAUCUUCAUCAAUAUGGAUCAAUUUUUAUUAUUAAUUGUCUCAAACAUUUGUGCUUGCAAAAAGCAAAGAAAGUGGUUUCAGCAAAUGACGACUACCUCAUGUUUUCUGCCACUCAGCUAUAUAUGUAGUGUCCUUCGUUACGUGCUGUUUUGGCAGUGACGAUUGUAAAGAUCUGAUAUUGAAGCAAAAUUAUCCUUGCUUUUUCUGAUAUGACGACAUUAAGCGACAUUGCGCAAGGAUUUUGUAUGGCUCCGAUGUAGUUAAAAUAUUAGUAUGUAUUACGUUUGGAAGUCGAAUGGAUAUUCCUAUUUGAUUUCCGCCUUAGUUUUUUGAAAUCUUUACAAAUGACAUCUUUUCUGACAAUAAAAAUGCAAUCUACAUUGCAAACUGUGAUAAUCGAUGGCAUGUUGAUACUCAUCAAUAUUCAGUCUCUGUUAAGAGAUUAAAUGAUUGUGAUUGAAAUCAUUGGCCGAUGAAUUAGAAAACUCUGUUGAAUAUUAUACUAGAAGCCCAAAUGGCAGGCCGGAUUAGCAAGAAUUCUACCCAUUUCCAGCUAAUUUUUUUUUUUAUUGAGUAAUCAUAUUAUUUUUUAUAUUUUCCAUUCCCUUACUAUCAUCAAACGUCGUAAGCUAUUAAUUACUCUAGGGGCUUUAGAGCUAAACGGGCAAGAUCUACUAUAUUUAUUUUUCAUUUAAUUUCAUUUUUUAUGAUAAUAGUUCGAUGGCUAAACAAAUGAAGAUAAUAUUGAAAUAAUUUUAUAUUGUCUAUCCAAAAACUGGUCAUUCAUUCUUGUGGCAAUCAGCUAUUCACGCCUCUUUUUAAAUGCAGUAUUUGCAAGUUGCUGAAUUUACCCAGCUAAAAGAUAUAGAAUCGGUGACUGUAUAUGUGCGUAGGUCCUUCGGCUGCAGACAGGGAAAGUUCUUCCGGAAGUACGAAUUUUGGUGGAGUGGCUGAACCUCUUUUGAUCUUUGCUGCAGCCCCGAAUGAAAGUACUCGAGACCAAAUCCAACGAGUACCAUAACAGAUCUUCCAACAGACAAAGUAUAACAUGCAUUUAUUCAGCGAUAAUAUUGUUGCUUAUUUAAAAUGUGAGGACGAAUGAAAAGGAAUGCAAAUACAUUUGUUAUUCAUAAAAUAAUAUAACAGAGUUCGGCUCGAUGUGAUAUUUUUCGAAGCAGUCCCCUUUCAAGUGGUGUAUAUUUGAAUCAACAAUUCAGGAACCCAGCUUCUUAAGAACGCAUCUGCUUUCUUCUAAAUAGCCAUGCCUAAGUCAAAUCAAAGGCUUGUACUUCCAAUCUCAAAUGAGGGAGUAAAUGAAUGUAAUAUGGAGCUUGACAAAGACUGUGUGGAUAGAGCUGCUGACAUUCAGUAUUUUGUCUCACCAGAAUGUCGUGCGAAACAUGACAGCAUGCGGUGAGAACUAAUUGCUAUUACAGUAUUCCCCAUAGAAUGCAUGUGCAUUUUUAGGAAUCCAUAGAAAAGUGAAAUCAAGAUACGUUUUGCCUUUUUUAUUUCAUCUACCUCUAGAAAAUGAUUAGUCUCAUUCUCAGUCUAGACAAAAAAUAUCAUGCCUUGAUGUUGAUGGCAUUUCUCAAUAUGUUUGUGUUUUGUUAAAGAUUUUAAUACUGUAAUUAAUAUCAUGCUCGUUAUUUUUCUUUUGCUUUUCAACUGUUCAAUGAAACUGUGAUAUGAAUCACGCGCUGGACUGACUGACGAAACGGUUAUCGAAUUUAUUUCCGGAUUUUUUUAAAAAAAGAAAUCCGGAUUCUCAACGGUAUUUAGAUUUUAAUGGUCGUAGCAAACUGAAUUGUACUUUUCUAGCACAGAUGUCUCUUCGGAGUGUUUCACCCAAUCACCAGUAUUUUAUAUGUACCUAUUUUGUAUAGAUGUAUUCCCUCUCUGUUAAAUACUUUUCUAUAUAUUGUAUUCUUUUUUUUUCUAGAAACUUUUGUUUGUUCCCAAAAUAAAUAUAUUAAAAUUUGUUGAAAACUAUCAAAAAAAAAAAGGAAGAAAAUAAUAAAAUGAUUAUUUAUUUCA